Molecule: messenger RNA, 2223 nt
Organism: Thamnophis sirtalis
Lineage: Eukaryota; Metazoa; Chordata; Lepidosauria; Squamata; Natricidae
Source: RefSeq, a predicted model, not a curated record
CUCAUUCACUUUGAAGAUAUAUAUAUAGUGCGUUCUUGUACACACAGAGUACAAAUGGAAUUAGUUCAAAUCUUUUUCAAGGCUUUACUUCCUUAAUGGCUAGUGAAGUUGAAGAAUCUAUUCCUUUGCUUCUGCUAAAGAAUGUCAACAACGAAAGACGACAACAGGAGAGCGGUGACCGGGGAGCUAAUAAUCCUACUCCAGCAACUAAUGGACAGCCACAGCAAAGGCCUCGACAAGUGGUGGAGCCAGACGAGGAGGAAGAGGAAGAGUUGACACUGAAAUAUGGGGCCAAGCACGUGAUCAUGCUCUUUGUGCCUGUCACAUUAUGUAUGGUAGUUGUGGUUGCGACUAUCAAGUCUGUCAGUUUCUAUACGCGCAAGGAUGGGCAGCUAAUCUAUACUCCAUUUACAGAAGAUACAGAAACUGUUGGACAAAGAGCUCUGAAUUCUGUACUCAAUGCUGCCAUCAUGAUUAGUGUCAUUGUUGUCAUGACUGUACUCCUGGUUGUGCUUUAUAAGUAUAGGUGCUAUAAGGUGAUCCACGGCUGGCUCAUUGUUUCUUCUCUCUUUUUGCUUUUCUUUUUCUCAUUUAUUUACUUAGGGGAGGUUUUUAAGACCUAUAACGUUGCCAUGGAUUAUAUUACUGUAGCCCUCAUGAUUUGGAACUUUGGGGUCGUCGGAAUGAUCUGCGUUCACUGGAAAGGCCCCCUCCGUCUUCAACAAGCCUACCUCAUUAUGAUAAGUGCUCUAAUGGCCUUGGUGUUUAUAAAGUAUCUUCCUGAGUGGACUGCUUGGCUCAUCUUGGCAGUAAUCUCGGUGUAUGAUCUGAUUGCAGUAUUGUCUCCCAAAGGGCCUCUUCGUAUGCUAGUAGAAACAGCUCAAGAAAGAAAUGAAACUUUGUUCCCAGCACUCAUUUACUCAUCAACAAUGAUAUGGCUAGUAAAUAUGGCUGAACAAGAUCCUGAGGCCCAGAAGGGAGCGUCUAAAAAUGCCACUUACAAUCAGCAAGUUACAGUGAAUCAAAACCAGAAUGCAGGUCCUGAGGUAGAUGAUGGAGGUUUCAACCCAGAAUGGGAGCAGCAACGAGACAGCAGGAUUGGGCCCCUGCAGUCAACCCGUGAAACACGAGCAGCAGUGCAGGCUCUUCCCACUAAUUCCCUAGCAAGCGAGGAUCCAGAAGAGAGGCCUGUGCCUUACCCUGUUGCUACUUGCCAUUUUUAAAAAGGCCUUACCAGCUCUUCCAAUUUCUAUCACAUUUGGGCUAGUUUUCUAUUUUGCCACGGAUAACUUGGUGCAGCCUUUUAUGGACGAAUUAGCUUUCCAUCAAUUUUAUAUCUAGCACCUUUUCAGCUGACCACCUGCGGACAUUUUAUUGAAUUUAGCAAAUAAAGGAGGGCGAAACUAUCUUCCCCUCAUUUCCUAAAACAGCUGCUAUGCUGGGCAUUACUGGAUUCUUCUUUGUAAAAAUGGUCUCUUCACCUGUGGGUUUUCUGCCAUUUGACUGCAGUCAGUUGCAUCUCCUUCAAAUAACAGACUGCAGAAAAAAUGCCGUUGUCCUCACCAGCAGCACGGAUUGCUCAGCCUGGGGUUCCCCCUUGCACCAACCAAGGAUGGUCAGGAUUCAUCCACUGUUAAGCGGUAUGAUGAUAAAUCAAGCUGAACUGCCUGAGAAGUGAGGGUGAAGCCAUGACAGCUCUUGUUAGCCUGAGGCCACUUUGAGAAGAGCAAUUGGGAGGAAAGAAUGUGAUCUUGUUUAAAGGGAAGGGGGGGGGGGGAAAUCAAGCAAAUAAUGUCUUGCACUUUGUGUUAGGGUUUUUUUGUAUCUUUCUUUCCAAUUCUAAUUCUCAUACUUGCAGAAUAGCCUAUAUGCUCCUUGCCAGAUCAGCACAGAACACACCCACACUUUCUUCUGCUGAAAUUUUUUGGGGGGAAUUUGUGGUACAGUAGGCAUAUCCUGGGAUCUUUUGUGUAAAAAACAAAAUCUCGUUUCUUAUUAAGCUAUGUAAUCUAUUUCUCGAUAUCUCCCCUUCCUUAAAGUAUGCUGAAUAUCCUUUCAGCUUUUAGGUGAGUCUUAUCAUUUAUACCAACAAAGAGGUAAGAAACUAAAAACUAUCAAACAACAGAACAUUGCAAUGAAAUCUUGGUUAAUAACAACAAAAACAAAAACUCCUGACUUCAUUUUUUUUUUUUUUUGAAACUUUUUUUAAUAAAUCCUUGGGAC